Messenger RNA from Cavenderia fasciculata, 5874 nucleotides. RefSeq names its product structural maintenance of chromosome protein (gene smc3). Gene Ontology annotation, biological process: mitotic sister chromatid cohesion; regulation of DNA-templated transcription. The transcript is spliced from 5 exons. NCBI's taxonomy places the organism in Eukaryota, Evosea, Eumycetozoa, Acytosteliales, Cavenderiaceae. Gene Ontology annotation, molecular function: ATP binding; cohesin loader activity; double-stranded DNA binding. Gene Ontology annotation, cellular component: chromosome. The record is from RefSeq and is a predicted model, not a curated record. Bases 1 to 5874 code for a protein of 1957 amino acids.
AUGGAUAUCAUCGAAGAUUAUAUGCACCACCUAAACUAUUUUAAUAAUAAUAAUAACAAUCAACAACAACAACAAUCACAAUCUAGAUUACCAACACCACCACUACCAUAUUCACUAGAUUACAAAAGAAUGUACAAUAAUAAUAAUAAUAAUAACAAUCAAAAUAAUAGUAUUAAUAAUAUUAAUAAUAAUUACAACAAUGGAAAUCGAUUAAAUCCAUUCCAAAUGGUACCACAUUCGCCACGUGAUCAAAUUCCGAUGCCUCCUUUUUCGCUGAGUAACCACAAUUUUGGAAACCCAAUUUCAAACCCAUCCCACCAUCAUCACCAAAACCCAACCUACGGAAUGACAUCCUAUCCUACAACUACCACUAGUACCCCCAUCAUCAUUUCAAACGGCACCUCCACCACCACCACCAACAACAACAACACAAGUAGCUCAUCAUCUUUACCCUCAUCUACAACUACAUCCCCUGUCACAAUGGUGGGUAGAAGCAGUCCUACUACAUUGGCAUCCACUCCAUUGCCCAUAUCAAUAUCUCCACCACCACAAUUGUCGUCUGUACGACCCUUAUCGUCACCUGCUCCUUCAGUUGUUGUCGAUAUUCGAUCGCAACCCUACAACUCAAAGUUAGAUAUCACUCUCUCGCCCAAACCAAUCAAACUCUCUACAGUUAUUGAUUCAAGCUUCAAUUCAAACAAUUCCUUUUCUUCUUCUUCUUCUUCACAAAAUAUCCAAAGUGUUAAAUCAGAGGAUCUCAACAAUAAUAAUAAUAAUAAUAACAAUAACAACAUCAAUCAAACUAAUAAUAAUAACAACAACAAUUUUAUGACAUCAACAUUUAAACAAAGCCUACCACAUGGUUUGUAUAAUAUGGUAGAGUCAAUCUUACCUCUAUGUCAAGAAAUCGAUACUCAAAAGGGUGCCAGCACUGACCGUACCGACAACCUCAAUCGUCUAUUGAAAUCACUUGAAGAUGUCUCCAAAAAGGCCAAGAAGCUUAGAAAGUCUAGAUUACCAUACGCACCAAAACCUGAAAAAUCACUAGAAUUUGUUCAAGUUAGACCAAGAAGAAAUAGAAAGAGUAAGAAUGCAUACAAAGUAAAUGAAGAUGAACUUGUUUGUUGUAUGUGUGGUACAAUGGAAACACCAGAAUGGCGUAGAGGACCAGAUGGAUGCAAGUCACUAUGCAAUGCCUGUGGACUUUACUUUGCCAAAACCAAGAAAAAGGAAAGAGAUGAUUUUUACAACAACGUAUCUUCCUCUCCUCCAUCAUCUUUUGGUGGUAGUAAUACACCAACCUUUGGUCCAGUUAAUACCACCUCUACUACUACUACUACCUCUACUACCAAUACCAACAACUCUACCAGUCCUGUCAAUACUCCCUCUUCCUCCUCUUCGUCGUCCAAUUCAGUUUUGAAUAUUCUCAACCUCAUUAAUCCAACUACUACCACCACCAAUCAUUCAACCAAUCAUUCAACCAGCGAUAGUGAUAAUAUGAGAGGUUGGUAUUUUCAACAAAUCAACUCAAGCUAUAAAACAACUAUUAAAGAGGCAAAUAUCGAGGCAAUUAGAGUAGUAUUUAGAGAGAAAAGAGAAUACAAUACCUAUCAUAUCAUCAUCAUGGUAUUUAUUAAAUUAAUUAAAAUAGAAGGAUUUAAAUCCUAUAAACAUUUAGAUUUGUCUUCAACUUCUUUUAGUCCUGGUUUUAAUGUUAUUACUGGAAGAAAUGGAUCAGGAAAGAGUAAUUUAUUUGCAGCGAUUAGAUUCUUACUUGGUGAUUGGAGUAAUCUAUCAUUGGGAAAGGAAGAGAGAUCUAAAUUACUUCAUUCAUUUGGUGGAACAGCAGUACAUUCUGGUUAUGUAGAGGUAUUGUUUGAUAAUAGCGAUGGUCGUUUCCCGAUACAAAAGAAAGAGUUUACAUUGAAGCGUUCAGUGUUUGUAAAUAAGGAUGAAUACUCUCUCGACGGUCAAGCAUACUCAAAACAAGAUGUUAAAUCGUUGAUGGAGAGUGCUGGUCUAUCUAGUAGCAAUCCAUACUAUAUCGUUCAACAAGGUCAAAUUGCAGAGUUGGCAUCGAUGGGUGACAAACAACGUUUGGAUCUAUUAAAAGAGGUGGCUGGUGCACACGUCUUUGAAGAUCGUUACUCUCAGUCUUUUGAACUCAUGAAGGAAACAAGAUUAAAGCAUGACAAGAUCGAUCAAGAUUUGGAAUACAUCAACGAACGAAAGGAACAACUUGCACAAGAAGUCAAACAACUAGAAGACUAUCAUCGUCUGCGUUCUGAAAAAAAGACAUUAGAGGCUUAUAUUGCAUCGAUGGAGAAUAUAGAGUCGGAAAAGAUCAUUGGUGACACUGAAUCUCAUCGUCGUAAACUUAAUCAAGAUGUAGAGACACGUGCUCAAGAGCUGGACAGUCUACACACUAGUUAUCGUGACGAAUCAAACAAGUUGGUAGAGAUUAAUCUUGCAUUGUCAAGUCUCAAGAAACAAUUGGAUUCUAGCGAAAAAGAAUAUAUUGGUCACACCAAACAACGUGCCAAGAUGGAGAUUGAUGUAAAGAGACUGAAAGAAAAUGAUAAUCGUUACAAGAAAAAGGCAAAGGAUCUACAUGAAGAGUUGGAUCGUAUCAAAAACAGUGUAAAAAAGAUUGAAAGUGAUAUCUUGGAGAUUGAACCAAACCUUCAAAACCUUAAAUUGAUCGAUAAAAAGGAUGACGAAGUGGUUGCCAGAAACGAUAUUCGUCUCAAUGAACUCUAUGUCAAACAGGGUAUGUUCCACUUUGCCAAUCGUGCCGAACGUGAUCGUUACCUCAACACUGAAAUUAAAAAUAUGCAAAAGAUUGUGGACGACUAUACCGUACAAAUUGGUUUGGUCACCAAGGAAGCAGAGAGUGCUGAAAAGUUGGUCGCCCAAAAGACAAGUGGUGUCGCUGAUCGUGAACAAGGUGAACGUCAACGUCGUCAACAAUUGGAACAAGUCACCAAAGAGGCAGAUGAACAAAGAAAGAAAAAGGAUGUCCUUCAUCGUCAACUCAAAGAUCUCAAGAAAAGUAUCGAAGGUGAAACGGCCAAAGGAAAGACUUUGCAAGAAGAAUUUAGACGUUCAGAGUCUCACAUGCAAUCUACCCUUCCACGUGGUAUCUAUGAAGCAAUCAAAGAGAUUCGUGGACAAACUGGUGUAUUUGGAGCACUCUUUUCACUUAUCAAUCUUGUUAAUCCAGAUGAUUACCGUGCAGUCGAAAUUGUUGCUGGUAAUGCACUCUUUCAUAUAGUUGUAGAUACCGAUGAAACUGCCAGUCGUCUAUUGCAAAAAUUCAACAAUGACAAGACAUCUAGACUCACCUUUGUACCGCUGAACCGUAUUUCAUCUCGUCCAUCAAACCUCAAUGUUGUCCCACCCGAUCGUAAUCAACCAGCUCAAUACCGUUCAUUACUCUCUCAACUCGAAUAUGACCCACGUUUUGAAGUGGCCAUGCAAUUGGUUUUCGGAAAGACAAUGUUGUGUGAUACACCAGCUGUUGCAGAGGACCUACGUAGAGCACAUCGUGUCGAUUGUGUUACCCGUGCAGGUGACAUGCUCUAUGGAAAGGGUGCUAUGGUUGGUGGUUACCACAAUAGCAAUAAAUCUCGUAUGUUGGCUUACCGUCAACUGUGCGAGUGGACUGAAAAGGUCGGCGAACAACAGGCCGCUGAAAAGUCAACACAAAAAGAGAUUGGUAAAUUAGAAGAACAACUAAAGACUGCCGAUCGUCUACAAGAAACACUAGAGAAACGUAGAAGAACCAUUCUAGCAGAGAUUGAAGCGUUACGUAGUGAAGAUUCAACAGACGUAUCGCUCUAUGAAGAAAUUGCUGUCAAGAAACGUCAAAUGCAAGAAAAGAUAGAGACCGAUGCCAGAAUUCUAAAAUUAAAGUUGGACAAUUAUGUUGGACAAAAGGAUUCGCCAUUUGUGACAACACUCACCGAAAGCGAACGUACCGAACUCUUGCAACUCUCUGAAAAGACUAUACAACUCAAAGAGGAAAAGAUCAAGCGAGCACAAGAAAUUGUAAAGUUGGAAUUGGAAUCUACUCAAAUGAAAUACCAACUCAAACACAAUCAUCUUCGUCGUCUUCAAGAGAUUGAGCAAGAACUCUAUGUUGGUGAUAAUACUCUUGCUGAAAAUGCACGUGUCAUUCAAGAAAGAGAAUCAGAGCUCAAGGAAGAAACGCAAGAAAGUCAAGGAAUAGAAGAAAAAUUAGAUAGCUUGCGACAAGAGGUUGAUAGUAACGAGCAACUACAAAGAGACGCCAAGAAACGUGUCGAUGACAUUAAGAAAAAUCUAGAAGAAAAGGAAGGUCAAUUGAUGGAGAUUGCCUCUCAACUCGAACAAUUGGCCAUCAACCUUCAAAUGCAUUCCAAGAACCAAAGUAAAAGUCGUGCCAAGGUUGCUGCUCAGUCUGUCAACUUUGACCAUCUCAAAUUAUUGUCACGUGAAGAUGCCAACGAGCAAUUGCGUUCCAUCAACGCCCAGUUGAGAAAAUCGGCAGGGCUCAACCAUCGUGCCGACGAACAAUAUCGUAGUACAUCAGAGGUUUUUGAAAGUCUCAACAAUCGUUCCAAGGAACUCAAGGUAUCUGUAAACUCUAUUAUCGAUUUUAUGAAGACAAUGGAACAAAAAAAAGAAGAAGCAAUCGCUCGUACCUACUCUGAUGUGGCCAGAAACUUUGUUCAAGUAUUUAAAGAACUCAUCCCACCUGGUGAUGCCCAACUCAUUAUGCAUCGUGACGGAGAAGGAGAGGAUGAAAAGCCAUCACAAUGGGCUGCAGACUCGCAGAAUCGUAUCGCCACACCAUUGGAUCUCAAAUUCAAAGGUGUUGGCAUUCGUGUAUCUUUUGGCAAGGGUCACGCCCCACUCACCAUGCAUCAACUCUCUGGUGGUCAAAAGACACUUGUUGCCUUGGCACUCAUCUUUGCUCUCCAACGUACCGAUCCAGCUCCCUUUUAUCUUCUCGAUGAAAUCGAUGCCGCCCUCGAUCAUCAAUACCGUAUCAGUGUGUCACGUCUCAUUCGUAAGCACAGCAAGUUUACACAGUUUAUUGCCACUACUUUUGGUCCAGAGUUUGUCAUGGAUGCCAAUCAAAAUUGGAUUGUCACUUUCCUCAAGGGUGCCAGUAAAUUGGUGCCAGGUAGCAAGGCAGAUGCCCUCAACAUUAUCAAACAACACGACAAGGCCCCCACAUUGGAUUUCACCUAUACUGGUGUGCCCAAGGAGGAAGAAUACAUUGGUCCAACCGUUCUCGGUCUUGCCGAAGACAAACAUAUGGUCGAAAUUGAAUACAAACGUUGCAAGAAGCGUGCAAUGGUUGCCAUGCAACGAGCAGAAACUGCUUGUAAUGAAAUGCUCGACAUUGAGCAAAAACUUACCACCACUGCCACCUCGUCCUCUGAAUCGUCUACACUCUCUAAUCUGCUCAUUGAAAAGAAGAGACUAUUUGAUAGACUACACAAGAAAUAUUUGAACUGUAAAAAAGACUAUGAUGAAUCCAAGGCCAAUUAUGUACGUUUGGGUGGUAUCAUCAAAACAAAGGAAGACGAAAAGGACGGAGGCGGAGAAAAAGAUGUGGAAAUGGAAGAUGAUAGCUCAAUGGAACAAGCCGCCGACAGCAAGAGAACCUCACCUCAACCAAUUGGCAAUAUUGUUUCACCUCAAAAACCAGACAUAGAAGAGGAUUUGGACGAAGGGUCAUUCUCUCAACGUAUUGAAGAAGUUAUGGAAAAAGUUGCAACCUUUUUACCAGAACCAGAAAGAGGUAUUAAAAAAUCAUCAGAUGAAGAUAGUGAUGAUGAUGAUGACUUUUCUUCAGAUGAAGAAGAAGAACAAAAAAAAUAA